ACCAAAGGUAUCUAACCUUUGGAGCCAACCUUCUACAACAAAAGAGUCCACCAUUAGGGAUCAAAUUGUGUAGGCUUUUCUCUUCGAGUCAUAUCAUUUCAUAACUGAAUAGCUGUGAGCCAUUGGAUACAGGAAUGGUUUCUAACCAAAUAGGGUAUGCUAUGAGACGGUUUGGGGUAAGGCCUUGCUAUAACCACCUGUGAGUCCUUUUCCCACUCAGAAUUAGCCAGAAAUCCGUCUAAUUUGGUUAGAUUUAGGAUAUAAUGUGGUUAGACCAAGUAAAUGAAGUACCAAUGAGAAGAAUAUGAAUGCGAUUGUGUCAGGAGGAAAAAAAACAGAGAGACUGAGAGACUUUCCAUGCUUGCAAUGUAUGUCCCCCCGCCUUUUGAAGGAAUACCUUGGUGUUACAAGGAAACCUCUGCCUAUAGAGCAUAAGACGAGAGAGUGACUCUUGUGUUUCGUCUAACUUCUUCCACCCUCAUAUUAGUCUUUUGGGGCCUUAUACAACUGUUAAGAUUCAAUUAUAAUCAUCAGAAAGGCGAGAGAAUAUUUAGGGACAGAAAAGUGGUGUACUUUGCUGGAUGUCUGGUUCAGGAUUGUUGGAUCCAGAGGAUCCAAAUACUGCCAGAUGCACCUAGUAGUAGCAGAGCAGGCCAGACACUUCUGUCUCUGAGAGUGUAAACUUCACUGAAGGACAGGGCAUUAAUACAAACCAAAAUUUUUUGAUUGAAUUUGCUUGUACAUAAGCAUAUAGAUUUUUUUUCUUCUCAGGUUCCCCCAUACGCCAAAUAUACCUUGCCAUGAUCGUCAUUUGGAUAUAGAAGAUUGAGGGUUGUGAUGGCGUGAGGAGGAGUGCUUUUGACUGUGAUCACUUGGAAUGGAAGGCUUUCUGAUGUCAGGGGGUCGGCAGGGAGUGUCUGCAAGUUAAUUCUUCCAGGAUUGACUUUCAAGAUCUUCAUUUCCUCUGCCUUUGUCAUUGGCUCCUUUGUUUGAGGCCCGCAUGAACAAUGUCUGGAGACAAGGUUCCCUUGCUCUGCAACUAUGGUGGACAUUUUGCGAAUGAGGCAGGUAGAAUCAUCUACAAUGGCGGUAGUACCCGAGGUACUUAUGUUACCCGUGACAUUAGUUAUUCCAGUCUUCUAUCGAAAAUGCGCGAGGUCAGCAUGUCAGGACCUCCGAACACUGGCAUUGACAUCAAGUAUAGGUAUCCUGGCAUAGAUUUUGACUCAUCCCUUGUCGAUAUUAAGAGUGAUGACGAUGUCCGUAUGAUGAUGGAUGUGUUUCCCCGAUAUUGCAAUGCCAUCGCUAUUUAUAUCAUCAAACAUGAAAUACAUCCAAUCAACAUAUCAACUAUUAGGCACAAUAUCAUGGGUACUUCAAGGGGGGUCCACAAAAGGGAGUUGGGUAGCAGAAACACAAGAAUUGGGCACAACCAAUCAUCAGUCCCCAUUACUACAAACUCUCCCCAAUCAUCUGCCGCAGAUAGGAGGGAUACCAUAAUGAUCAGAGAGCAACAACUUUCUGAUGGUCCCAGUAUUACAAACACACGGAAUGUGUCUGAAAGCCUUUCCGACUCUUCGAAUACAGAUUUGGAGCCAGAUGGUGAUGAUGCGGGAUUGUCCAUUAGAUCCAUGGAUGAUGCAUCACCAUCAAAUUUUGGUUGUAAAGAUUUUAGUAAAGAGAUUGGUAGUUGUGAAAAGGCCCUUGUUACAUUGAAGGAUUUGAGAGGGAAUGAAGGUAUCUCAGAUUGUGGUCAAAGGCCCACUGAUAGCCUUGCAUUGAAGACACAAGUAGGGUUUGAAGAGAGUGAUGACGAGUCGUCACAUAGUUUGAAGGUUGGCCAAAUAUUCGUAGAUGGCAAGGCUUUUAAUAAAGCAUUGCGUGAGUUUGCUAUGUACUCAAAUUUUGAAUAUAAGCCUGUUAGAACCUCUAAGAACAUGAGUACUGCAAAGUGUAUCAAUCCAGCUUGCCCUUGGCGCAUACAUGCAUCAAGACUUCCAGAACAGCCUACAUUCAAGAUUAAAACAUAUAAUCCAGUUCAUACUUGUGUAAUGAAAUGUAGUUCUUCACAUAGACAGGCGAGUAUUGCAUGGAUAGCUAGUGUCAUCCAAGAGCAGGUGCAAACCAAUUUAAAUUAUACCCCAAAGGAAAUUGUGAGAGAUAUUAAACGGCAAUUCAAUGUCGAUGUAAGCUAUGCGAAAGCAUGGAGAGCCAAACAGGAUGCAAUGGGUGCUAUCCGUGGAUCUUAUAAAGAAUCAUUUAAGGCUCUUCCAGGUUAUUGUAAAGAGAUCGAGAGAACAAAUCCAGGAAGUGUUACAGAACUGAUAUGUGAUCGGGACAGUGUAUUCUUGAGAUUAUAUUGGGCAUUCAGUGCAUCAAUUAGAGGAUUCUUGAAUGCAUGUCGUCCAUUUUUAGAAGUUGAUGGGGCUCAACUUACUGGGAGAUGCUCAGGUGUGUUUCUUUGUGCCACAGCUGUGGAUGCAAACAAUGAGUCAUUUCCUGUAGCUUUUGCUAUUGCAGAAUCUGAGAGCAAUGCAAGUUGGACAUGGUUUCUAACUGUGUUAAGGCGGUCAUUGGGGGAAAUACCAAGAUUGACAAUUAUUUCGAAUAGGGAAAAUGGCUUACAAAGUGCAGUAAAGGAGGUGUUCCCAGAGGCACUCCAUGGAUUUUGCAUGGCACGCCUCUCUGAAAGCUUUUGUAAGUUAUUUAGGAAUGACAUGCUACGAAAAAUCUUUUGGAAAGCUGCUCUGGCAUGCACACGACAGGAAUUUGAGCUCCACAUGAGCACCAUUGAGGGCAUAUCCAAGGAGGCUGUUUCUUGGAUCAAUAGUAUCCCAACUGAAAAUUGGGCAACAGCCUUUUUCAAGGGAGAUCGAUACAACAUUCUGACUUCUAACAUUGCUGAAAGCUUCAACAAUUGGCUAAAUGAGGCUAGAGACUCGCCUAUUAUCUCCUUGGUGGAGUGCAUACACAUAAAGAUGAUGGAGUUGUUUAACCAGCGUCGUGAUGAUGGGGGGAAGUGGACUGGCAUGCUUACACCAUUUGCUGAAAAAUAUAUUGCUAAAAUGGUACAGCCUUCACGACAACAUGAUGUGCGCCAUUGUCGACCGACUGAAUUUGAGAUUAUAUCCCAUGAGCAAACAUUUUUUGUGGACCUCGGCCAACGAACAUGUUCAUGCCGCCAGUGGGAAGUCCAAGGACUGCCAUGUUCACAUGCUAUUGCGGCCAUUCAUAAUAAAAAAUAUGACGUAUGUAGUUUUUGUCAGGAUUGGUUUUAUGUUGCCAAAUAUCAAGCAACAUAUUUGGAGGCAAUACACCCAGUACUUGACGCCAGCACAUGGGAAGGUGAUGAAAAGCUAUCUAUUGAGGCUCCACCCACCAAAAAAAGACCUGGCCGACCACGGAAAAACAAAAUUUGUUCGGAACCUUCAAAACCUCUGGUCCAUUGCAGUAACUGUAAACAAAUUGGUCAUAAUCGGAGGAGUUGCAGAGAUCCAUCACCUGUGCAAUUCGAAGUUAAUUCUGAGUCUUGAUCUGUGGCAGUUUUGAAUUGUCCAUUUCUUACGUAGUUUAAUAUUUGCGUGUAUGUUGAGUAGGGUCUUCUUCGAAGAUGGAGGUUACUUGCAAUCAAAACCUCAGUGUGGUAUUCUCUUUGGUAAUAUAGAAGAACAAUAGAAAAUAUAGAACCAAAUUAUUGAGUGAA
This is a messenger RNA of Amborella trichopoda, 3703 nucleotides long. RefSeq lists its product as uncharacterized. Lineage: Eukaryota; Viridiplantae; Streptophyta; Magnoliopsida; Amborellales; Amborellaceae. Gene Ontology annotation, molecular function: protein binding; zinc ion binding. The record is from RefSeq and is a predicted model, not a curated record.